This is a messenger RNA of Cydia fagiglandana, 382 nucleotides long. Its product is annotated as spidroin-2-like. The record is from RefSeq and is a predicted model, not a curated record. The transcript is spliced from 2 exons. Lineage: Eukaryota; Metazoa; Arthropoda; Insecta; Lepidoptera; Tortricidae. Bases 34 to 381 code for a protein of 115 amino acids.
UAGGAAUUAAGCCAGUGAUUGAACACCUUUGCAAUGGCUCGACUGGCUGUGAUUUGUGUGGCUUUACUGGUCUGUUUGGCUGGAGUAUAUACAGCUCCCCAAUUCGGCGGAUCGUACAGCCAAGCGAACGCCCAGGCUGGUUCAUUCGGCGGCGGGCCCUACGGCCCCGGCGUCCAAGGCCCGGUCGGACCCCCCGGUCCCCCCGGCUACGGAUCCGGCUUCGGCGGCCCGGGCUUCGGCCGUAGAAUCGGAAACAGAGGGAGCAGUGGGAGCACUAACAUCAGUAUAUCUAAGAGUAUCAGUAUCAGCAGAGGCAGUGGCGGCGGUGGGGCGCAGUCAAGUGCGCAAUCCAGUGCGGGUUCCGGCGGCUUUGGGAAGUAAU